Messenger RNA from Solanum verrucosum, 1329 nucleotides. Its product is annotated as sufE-like protein 2, chloroplastic. The transcript is spliced from 3 exons. The record is from RefSeq and is a predicted model, not a curated record. Lineage: Eukaryota; Viridiplantae; Streptophyta; Magnoliopsida; Solanales; Solanaceae. The coding region runs from base 155 to 979 and encodes 274 amino acids.
UUUUAUACUUUUUCUACCUGAAAUGAAAUCUCCCGCAGUUCAAGGAUCUUCUUCUCGUUUUUAUCUCUGAUUCUCCAACUUCUAACUGUCACAAAUCUUUUAUUUCAAUUCUUUACCCUCUUUUCUCUCCAAUUUUCUUCAUCUUUAACCAAACAUGGACUCUUCUUCUAAUCUCAAUUUCCCAUUCACAAUUUCAUAUACACCCACUAAGUUAAAUCCUCAAUUCUGUCUCAAAAAACCAAUCUUUUUCACUUUUCUGAAGUACCCAUCUUCUUUCUUGACGAUUUCAUCGACACCCACCAAGCCAAAUCCUCAAUUUUGUAGUAAAAAUCCAAUCUUUUUCACUUCUAUGCAAUGUUUAAGAAAUAAAAGACCUGGGCUGUCAUCAGCUUCUUGCUUGAUUAUGGAAGAAGCGCCAUUGGAGGAGAGGUUAAGUGUUGUUGACAAAGUUCAUAGUUUAUCUUUGGAAUUUAGGUCCUUAUCAGAACCAAUUGAUAGAGUGAAAAGAUUAUUACACUAUGCAAGUAUUCUCUCUCCAUUAUGUGAGUCAGUUAGGGUUCAGGAAAAUCGAGUUUUGGGUUGUACAACACAGGUGUGGUUAGAGGCGAGGAUGGAUAAUAGGGGUUCUAUGAAGUUUAGUGUAGAUAGUGAUUCAGAAAUUACUAAAGGGUUUUGCUCUUGCUUGAUGUGGGUGCUUGAUGGGGCAGAACCAGAGGAAAUUCUAAGUGUUACAGCAGAGGAUUUGGGAGAUAUGAAUGUGGGGUUGCCUAAAAAAGGUCGUUCAAGAGUUAAUACUUGGCAUAAUGUGUUGUUCAGUAUGCAGAAUAGGACUAAAGAUUGUGUUCAAGAGAGGAAGAGAGCUUUGUCUUUGGAAGAUCUUCAUUCUUUAGUCAUUAGACCUCAUGAACAUGUUGCUGGGCCUAGUGCCAAUGGAAGUUACUUGGAAUCUGAGCCUAAGUGCAGUUUCGAAGUCCAAUGAUUCUCAGCCAAGCUUUGUUCCAUUGUUAGAUGAAUCUGCUUAAGUUUCACCAUCUUCUUCUUUUGUUACUGAUAAGGCUUUUGUUCUCCACUUUGCACCCGAGGCAACUUCCUUCUCAUUCUUUAUCCUUGCUUUUCACAGACCUUACAACUAACACGCCAUUCUAAAUACGAUUCUACGUACAUGUUGCAUAGAAUUGAAUUCACUGGGGCAAUAAAGCAGAUGAUUGUUGAUAUAAUUUUUGUACUGAGUUGCCUCUUUCAAGGCAUUCAUUGAAGAUGAGCCAUGGACUUCUCCCUGUGGCAUAAGUUGUUGAUGUAAUCUCUGUUGUAUUUUGUAGCAACCUACUA